AUGACUUCACCUAAUAUACCUUCCGACCUUACAAUGCCAAAAAACGAUCUUCUUCCUACUACAGCUGCGGCAAUCGAACAAGAAGAGACGAUCGAAAAUGUUACAAAGGAGAAACUCGGAUACAUGAAACUGAUGAUGAAAAGCUUUAUUCAAGGAGCACUGAGAGAAAAAGAUCAGGGAAAUCUGACACGUUACAAUGAACUCAUCAGUAUCCUGUCAAUCGAUCCAUCUAAUCCUGAAGCACCUUCAGCUCUCAAGCUCUACGUCUGGAUCAGUGUUUUAUCCCAAUCUGUUUCACAACUCGACAAAUCAUGCUCUGGCCUUAUCGAGGCAAUUCUCAAAGUAGACUGGGCAGUAAGAACCCGCACCUUUGUUGAUGCCUAUAUCGAUUUACUUGAAAACAUCGUUUCUGCCCAUGCCGUUUACGUCGUACCUGUCAUCAACACACUUGUGUCAGGCCUCAGAUUCCGUUAUAAUCUCCCCCCUUAUAAUUGUGUAUCACGCACUGUCAUUUAUGAACGUAAUCAUGAGGCUAUCCGAAGCAUUCUUCAACUCAUCCCAACAAGUGCCAAUUCUCUGUUUGUCAGUAUCGUGCGACAGACACCACAUCAUCGUCUCAGCUCAGCUGAUCAAGCAGCAUUUGUCAAGAAUGCCCUUGAAAUUGUAGAGUAUGCCCCAGUUUUGAGAAGACAGAUCCUCAGUAUCCUCAUUGACCACAUUGCUCACAUUCAAAUUGAAUUGGACGAGUUGGAAGAAGACGUUGAUUUCGAAACUUAUAAUAUGGAUUUUGACGACGAUUACCAAUCAGACAAUAGUGACAACGAAGAUGAAGAAGACGAUGAAGAAGACGAUGACGAUGACGAUAUCGAAAGCAUGUACUCGGACGACGACCAAGAAAAUGGAAAUGUUGACCUCAAAGAACAGAUGAAGAAAAUCAAAUCAAUGGUCCGCAAACUCGAUGCCAUGAUGGUUCUUGUCUUCCGUUACUUUGCAAAAUGUGCGGUACAGCAGCCCGCCCAUGUCAAAAACGAACUCUACACCACUCUGAUCGAUAUCUUUGACCGCAUGAUCUUAAAGACCCUCAAGUCUCGAUACACCCAGUUUUUGAUUUUCUAUUUCUGCUCACUCGACGUCAAUGCCUACAGUGAUAGCUUUGUUGAACAUCUGAUCAAGAACAUUAUGGAUCCUCUACGCCCUGGAGUGACACGCAUCUCAGCCGCAGCCUAUAUCUCGUCGUAUGUUGCUCGUGCAAAGUUUCUCGAGCCAUUAGCAAUCCAACGAAUCAUUGGAACCCUGUGUGCCUGGUGUGAGGAAUAUGUCGCAACUCACGACAAGAAUCUACAGGCAGAUGUGAUGAAACACGAUGUGUUUUAUGCUGUAAUGCAAGCAAUUAUGUACAUUUUCUGUUUCCGCUGGCGUGAUUUGGUACUCGAGGACGCACUCGAUGUUUCUCUCGAACAAGAGCAAGAAGAAAUCGAUGUCGAGAAGAAUAACAUCAAUAUAUUUGGACAAUCCAUCACUACCACCACUACUAUCAACACCAACACUAAUACUGCAACCACAAACAGUACGAGCUCGCCGUCUGGCUUAAAUGUUCACAUCAUGAGUGCUGCAGAAAGUGGAGGAGUUGUACGAAACUGGUGCCGAGGUCUUCGUAAUAUGCCCUACCUAGUGAUGAGCAGACUGAACCCACUCAAAGUGUGUUCUCCCGCAGUCGUGAAGCAGUUUGCCAAGUUGGCGCAUGAUACCCACUUUAUGUACGUCUAUCCAAUUCUGGAGAAGAACAAAGAUCUGCUGAUUACUGGUGUGAAUGCCGACAAUGGUUCUUCGGGUGGCAAGAACAUCUUACAGACUGUCCAGACAUUCUUCCCAUUCGAUCCUUACAAGCUUGAGAGCAGCAAGAACUUUAUCAACAAUAUCUACUUUGAGUGGAUUGCAGAGGAUGACGAUGAAGACAGUGACGAAGAAAGUGAAGAUGAGAGCGAUGGUGAAAUGUCGGCUGGAUUGAUGGCUAUGAGCAUUAGUCCAAGCCCUAUACAUUACAUGCCACAAUAA
Messenger RNA from Phycomyces blakesleeanus NRRL 1555(-), 2055 nucleotides. RefSeq lists its product as hypothetical. Bases 1 to 2055 code for a protein of 684 amino acids. Lineage: Eukaryota; Fungi; Mucoromycota; Mucoromycetes; Mucorales; Phycomycetaceae. Gene Ontology annotation, molecular function: RNA polymerase I general transcription initiation factor activity; RNA polymerase I core binding. Gene Ontology annotation, cellular component: nucleus. Gene Ontology annotation, biological process: transcription initiation at RNA polymerase I promoter. The transcript is spliced from 4 exons. The record is from RefSeq and is a predicted model, not a curated record.